GUCCUUCCCAAGUGGCGCCUAGACGUCACGGUGCGCGUUGAUGAAGCCAAUCUGUCAUUUAGCUCAUCAGCCAGGACCGCCAUCGACUCUCCCUUCUGCUCACGCACCACCUCUCACCUUUGACCGGGGCGGCACAGUCGGCCAGAACACCCCAGCGCGUUUCCAUUCGAUCGCAUGGCGUGAAAUUUGUUUGCAUAUUUCCUUUCUGCCUGCUUUUGAACUGUUGUCUGGCUGCAGACUCACUCUACUGCGACACCCUAACCGCCGCCUCCGCACCCGCCUUUUCGAGCCGCGCCGCCGCCGCCGCCGGAGCCGCACAGAGAAUGGCGCGAACAAAACAGCCACCCGUGAGGCGUGAGUCGUCGUCCGAAUACUUUAACAAGCGGACGGCGUCGUGGCAGACGUCAGCCAACGGCGCGCCGGUGGCGGACAUGAAGCACGCGACGACGGCCAACGGUGGGCAGCCUCCCGUCGUCGUCGCCGCCGCCGCCGCCGCCGCCGCCAGGAACGAGGCCGGGGUGCUGCAGCUGGUCAUCUCCGUCGCGGGCAUAUACGCGUCCUUCUUGACGUGGGCGUACCUCCAGGAGAAACUCACGACGACGCCGUAUGGGCCCAGCGGUGACGGCGCGGCCCCCGAAAAGUGGCAUUUUCCCGUCUUCCUCAACACGAUCCAGUCCGUCUUCGCGGCGACGGUCGGCUGCGUCUACCUGCUGCUGUCGACCCCGCGCGGGGCCGCCGUGCCGCCCGUCAUCCCAUCGCGCCGCAUCCUCGGUCCGCUCGCCCUCGUCGCCGUCACGUCGAGCCUCGCCAGCCCGUUUGGGUACGCCAGCCUGGCGCACAUCGACUACAUCACCUUCCUCCUCGCCAAGAGCUGCAAGCUUCUGCCCGUCAUGUUCCUUCAUAUCACCGUCUUCCGUAGGCGGUACCCGCUGUACAAGUACCUGGUGGUCACGGCCGUCACGGCCGGCGUGGCCGUCUUUACAUUGCACUCGGGGCGGCGCGGCGGCGGUGGUGGCAGCAAGCACAAGGCGCCGUCGUCGUCAUCCAACGUCGCGUGGGGCCUACUGCUCCUAAGCAUCAACCUGCUCUUCGACGGGCUUACCAACAGCACCCAGGACUACAUCUUCCAGGCCUUCCGCCCCUAUAGCGGCCCGCAGAUGAUGUGCGCCAACAACAUCAUGAGCACCCUCGUCACCGGCCUCUACCUCGUCGCCAGCCCGUACCUCGUCUCGACCGGGCUCGGCGACUGGCUCGGCAUGGACGUGGCCGGCAGCGCCGGCGAGCUCGGUGCCGCCCUCGACUUCAUGAGGCGCUAUCCCUCCGUGUGGAAGGACGUCCUGGGCUUUGCGGCGUGCGGCGCUGUCGGCCAAGUCUUUAUUUUCUACACGCUCUCCACGUUCUCGUCCGUGCUGCUCGUCACCGUCACCGUCACCCGCAAGAUGUUCACCAUGAUCCUGUCCGUCGUCGCCUUCGGCCACCGCCUCACGCACAUGCAGUGGCUCGGCGUCGGGCUCGUCUUCGGCGGCAUCGGCGUCGAGGCCGGCAUCGCGCGCCGCGAGAAGCUGGCCAAGGAGGCGGCCAACAAGGCCAAGAAGGACUCGUGACAGAGUGCGCUCUCGAUCACACCAUCUCACCUCAUCCGGUCGUCCGCGCAUUCGCGAGAAUGAGCAAAACUUUGCAUCGAGGGUAGGGACUAUAUGCAGCCCGGCACAGAGGCCAGGCGCGUCCAUUGUUUUCCGUACUAGAUGGAGGCGGAUUUGAUAUCACGGCGUUGUUAGCAGCACAGGAGAAACAUCUCUUUGAGCGCUUGGCAUUUGGCACUUGGUUGCAUAGAAACAUAAUGGCACCAUACAAAGACGCGAGUCACGCUUCCGACGAGAUGUAAGGGUCACCAAGAUAAUUGGUUGUGUGUAUUUUCCCAAGAUGCGCCAUACGCUUCAGUCGCUUUGCCUCGUAUUCAUGCUCCGUCACUCUCCGAUCGCCG
Purpureocillium takamizusanense is the source of this 1984-nucleotide messenger RNA. RefSeq names its product UDP-galactose transporter (gene HUT1). Gene Ontology annotation, cellular component: Golgi membrane; endoplasmic reticulum membrane. NCBI's taxonomy places the organism in Eukaryota, Fungi, Ascomycota, Sordariomycetes, Hypocreales, Ophiocordycipitaceae. Gene Ontology annotation, molecular function: UDP-galactose transmembrane transporter activity; UDP-glucose transmembrane transporter activity. The coding region runs from base 324 to 1604 and encodes 426 amino acids. The transcript is spliced from 3 exons. The record is from RefSeq and is a predicted model, not a curated record. Gene Ontology annotation, biological process: UDP-galactose transmembrane transport.